This is a messenger RNA of Anopheles merus, 1684 nucleotides long. RefSeq lists its product as uncharacterized. Gene Ontology annotation, cellular component: membrane; dendrite; neuronal cell body. The record is from RefSeq and is a predicted model, not a curated record. Gene Ontology annotation, biological process: sensory perception of taste. The transcript is spliced from 2 exons. Bases 4 to 1371 code for a protein of 455 amino acids. NCBI's taxonomy places the organism in Eukaryota, Metazoa, Arthropoda, Insecta, Diptera, Culicidae.
CCGAUGGAUCCACGCGAGUCACGCGAUGUACCGUGCCGGCUAGCAUUAGGCGGCAGUGUCGGGCAAACCGGGAAGCAUUCGAGCAGUUGCACCGGAACCAGUCUUUGCGCAAGCAGUCGCAGCAUGGUGCUUGAGCUACUCUCCAACCGGCAUCUGUUUCGGAACGAAUUCCUGCACUCCGCGCACCGGUUGCUGCGUGUCUGCCAAGUGUUUGGCACGGUGCCGUGGGAGGUUACGCUAUUCGCCCACGUCACCCAACCACUGUCCUGCUGGCGGGAGCGACUGUUCCGCACACUGAACGCACUCUACUCCCUUGCCCUAGGGCUGGUCGUACUGGCGGCCACCGUCCUGCAGCAUGCCGAGUUUCACCGCGAUAUGCCGUUCGUGACGCACAUGCUCUACAUCAGCGAGUACAGCAUGGAGAAUGGGGUGGUGAUGAUGGUACUGGUCGGGUGUCACUACCAGCGCGACUGCUAUCGGCACUAUGGUGAACAGCUGCUGGCGGUUGCUGUUGAUCUCUCCCUUUGCGGUGGGACGGUCGACUUCCCUCGGAUCGAAACCAUCUUCAACCGGGUGCUGGCAUGCAUCACGCUCUUCUUCGCCGGUGUGCUGACGGUGGACCUGCUCUACAACGAGCUGGUCGUGUGGAGGUUUGCGCGCAGCUCCGCCGUCUACACGCUCUCGAACGUAAUCAACGUGCUGGCGCUGUUACAGUACGCAUACGUUCUGUACGUGCUGUACUUCUGCUACUACGACACGAACAGGCUGCUCGCGUCGUACAACCGGCACCUGCUCGUACGGGGCGCUGAUGAUACGCGGUACGAGAGACGAAGGGGAGUGCACGAGAUCGUACUACCGGCCGGCGCACUGUACGAUUACGCCCACCUGAUCGAUCUGCUGCGCCGUACGCAUCUGCGGCUUGCGCAGCUGUUGGAGCAGGCGAACGGAUGCUUCGGUGUGCUGAUCGUGUUCACCACGACGGCCUCCUUUGUGGUGCUGAGCUUGCAGUUUUUCGAGAUCUAUCGGGCGACCACGGUACGACCGUGGACCGUCACCGACACGUAUCUGCUCGUGUACACCGUGCUGUGGAUCGUGCUGCACGCGGCCAAGGUGCUGAUGAUCCUGUACCCGGCCCAUCUGGUACAGCGCGAGCGUGACCGCACCGGGCCGAUCCUGUGCCAUUUCAAUCCGGCCGCCCUGGACAGUGCGCUAAACAGUGCGUUGGCAAAGUUUUCCAGCCAGCUGCUGCACGUGCAAGGGCCUCAAACGGCCUGCGGUGUUAUCAACCUGGAGAUGACGCUCAUCAGCACGGUAGGUGAAUGCGCUACAGCAAGCAAAGGUCAUUUAUCGCUUGAUCUUAGUUACCAUUAGGUUAAUUUGCUGAGAGACUAAUGAGCACAGUUUGCGUUUUCUCUCAGCAAAACUAAUGCUUAGAUAGCUGUUCUGAUGAUCGAUCGAUCCCAAACGAUCGUUAAUUGUUUGAAAUAAUUCAUUGAUGGACCGAUUUUAGGUUCAUUUUAGCUGAAUAUUGUUGCAUCGAGAAAUUACAUUCAUCAAUUAUCAUACAUUUUUCGUUUUUAUGUUAUUUUGAGUCAUUUUUUAUUUAAUUUUUUUGCAACGGGCAAUACAAAAUAUGUAUCCUUCUGUUGUAGCUUCUUCCUGCUUUUGUACCAAUUUCCUAAUA